ACAACUCGAGCUAAUCGGUCGGCAUUUGUUACGAUGUGAGACCCUUUCGUGUUUUUUAAGAGGAUACAACAACGUAACACUGUCAACUGUCAGGUUAAUGUGCGUUUCGAGACAUCGUUCUGGGAUAAGACUGAAAGGAAGACUUCAUUCGCCUUCGGGACGGAGCACCACACAAACAUGGCGACAGCAGAAAUGCAGAGACAAGACAAAUACAUCAGCCGCUUUCGGGAAGUACUUCCUCAGGUUCUGGCGAGCGUGGCCUGCAACUUCGUGCUGCUGGACCUCAACCUGUCGCUCGCCUAUCCCACCAUCCUGAUCGCUCAGUUGCACCGGAAGGAGGGCCCGCUGUCUCUGGACGACGUGCAGGCGUCGUGGCUCGGCAGCAUCGCGUACAUCUGCCAGCCGUUUGGCAGCCUAAGUUCAGGCGUGCUGGUGGAGUGGCUGGGACGCAAGCGCUUCAUGAUGCUGCUCAACGUGCCCUUCUUACUGGGGUGGGUCCUCAUGUGCACGGCACCUAAUUACGCGAUGCUCUGCGUCGCCAGCGUCCUCGUCGGUGUCACGAUUGGCCUCACUGAAGCACCCAUCAACAGCUACAUCGGAGAAGUGUGUCAACCCGAGAUCCGCGGAAUGAUGACGGCUUGUGCUGGAGUAUUCUACCAAUGUGGGUUCUUCCUGGAGUACCUCUUCGGCAGUCUGACCAACUGGAGAACCGCUGCCGGUAUCAGCGCCUCCAUCCCGAUCUUCAGUGCCAUCUACAUCGCUUUGGUGCCCGAGGCGCCGAUAUGGCUUAUUUCCAAGGGAAGAAUAACUGACGCUGAACGAGCCCUGUGCUGGCUGCGUGGUUGGGUGGAGCCGAGCGCCGUGAAGCAAGAGCUCAAUGAACUGAUCCGCUACCACGAGGAAACCAAGCUGCUGCUAAUGAACGAACCCCGAGACCAACAAACAAAAGGGCGGGAAAACCCGGCUUUUGCUGAGGAAAAUGAGACAAGACCGAAGAGCAAAACUGAAGUGGUCACAGUUGUUUCAGACACUGAGGCGCCGGUAGGAGGCAGCAUGUGCUGCGGGCGGCGUGUCGAGAUGCUGGACCGUGUUCGUGACUUGGUGCGACCCCCGACUCUGCGCCCCUUGCUUCUCGUCAUUCCGUUCUUUUUCUUCGUUCACUUCUCCGGGCUGACGUCCAUCAGACCCUUCAUGGUGCAUGUGUUCGAGGAAUACCAGAUGCCCGUCAGCGGUGAAUGGGCCACGGUGGUGUCUGGAGGCUGUGGAGUGGUCAGCACGUUCCUAAUGAUGGGCACAGUGCAACUGAUCGGAAAGCGACCCUUAUCGCUCAUGUGCACGGCGGGCAGUGCGUUGGCAGCCCUGCUGCUUGCUGUGUACGCACUCGUGGAAGUAGCGCCUCAGAAGGCAGGGGAGCAGCUUAGCGCCACCUGGGCGCCCCUGUUGCUCUUCAUCCUGCUGUCAUUCUGUAACGGUAUUGUGGGACAGAUGCCAUGGAUGCUGCUUUCCGAGGUCUUCCCUUUCCGGACGCGCGGUCUCUCUGGGGGCGUCUCCGCGGCAGGAUGCUACGUCUUCCUGUUCCUCAGCGCCAAGACGUUCCUCGACAUUGAACAUUCCUUCCACCUCCAUGGCGCCUUCUGCUUCUAUGGCACCAUAAGCUGCAUUGGCUUCGUGUUCCUGUAUUUUCGCCUGUUGGAAACGGAGGGGAAGUCCCUGGAAGAAAUCGAGCACCACUUCACGGAAGGCCUAAGUGCUCGGCGCAGCACGUACACGCCGUCUAUAGGAGGUGUGGCCAAGCGAUGUGCUACGCGUAACAAAGCAAAUUGUUAUGGGGAUUAUUCAAACAGUAAUUUUGGCCGAUUGCGGCCGGAGGCUAUAUUGGAAGAAGCACCGACUAAGCGCCGGGCCACACAAUCCGUCUGCAAUCUCAACGCAAAGCCUGAAGAGCGUGUCAAGAAUAUUACCGAUACCCAGAAAGAAAUGUUUCAGGAUAAGAAAGACGGACACGAAUUGGAGAUGAUGACGACACCAGGAAACAGAAUUCAGAUCGUUGCCGGAAUGGACAGGCCCAGAGAAAGCAACCAGAAACAAGACAAAAGCGUCAGCCGUUUCAGACAAGUGCUGCCUCAGGUGCUGGCCACCAUGGCGUGCAACUUGGUGGCACUGAACGUUAUCAUCACCCUGGCCUUCUCAACAGUAGCGAUUGCACAGCUGUAUCUUGCGGAAGGUGACCUCUCGCUGGACAGCGUCCAGGCUUCUUGGAUUGCCAGCAUCCCGUACGUCUGCCAGCCCGUGGGUAGCAUCAUGUCGGGGCUCAUUGUGCAGCUGUUGGGCCGAAAGUUCUCCCUGAUGCUAGUCAACGCACCUUUCCUCAUCGGCUGGAUGCUGGUCUGUACUGCAAAAUCUUUCGAGCAGUUCGUCGCAGCACAAGUCAUCCUCGGCGUCACCAUCGGACUGUGCGAAGCGCCGCUCAACACGUACUACGGCGAGAUAAGCCAGCCGGAGCUACGGGGCAUCCUGGCGGGAACAGCGGGGGUAUCCUACCAGUCGGGCUUCUUCCUGGAGUACCUGCUGGGAACAGUGACCCACUGGCGCACUGUGGCCAUCGUCAAUGCGGUCUUCCCUGUUGUCACUGUCAUUUACCUCAGCCAGGUACCCGAUGCUCCAAUUUGGCUGUUAUCGAAGGGGAGAACUCGAGACGCCGAAAAAGCAUUAUGCUGGCUUAGAGGUUGGGUGAAACCGGCCGCCGUUAAAGAAGAGUUCUCACAGCUUGUUCGUUACAACGAAGAAACGAAGAAGAAGGCCGCACUGCGAACGUUACAGGAAGCAGAACAACCGGAAGCAGACACACUUCUGGACUGGUCGGGACAUCAGGCCAACGGCAAAGCGCCAGGAGCACCACGUUGGAACUGUCUGCAUACAGCACGGGACCUGUUUCGUCCUCCGACUCUGAGGCCGCUGUCGCUUGUGAUACCGUUCUUCUUCUUCGUCCACUGGUCAGGGAUGACAGCAAUCAGGCCCUAUAUGGUACACGUAUUCGAAAGCUUCCACGUGCCCAUCGAUCCAAAUUGGGCCACAGUGGUGUCGGCUGGCACAGGAAUCCUGGGCUCCAUGUGUUUGCUGCUGCUGGUACAUUCGGCCGGAAAGCGUUUCCUGUCACUUUGCUGCACCUCUCUGUGCUUCGUGGCCUGCCUCCUUCUCGGACUAUACGCCUUCAUGGUGCCCGGAGUUCCGGAUCCUGUGGUGCAAUGGCUACCACUCAUGCUCUUCAUCGUCUUGUCCUUCGCGCAGAGCAUUGUCAGCCAGAUGCCGUGGACGCUGCUGUGUGAGGUCUUCCCCUUCAGGACGCGCGGUCUUGCCAGUGGCAUCACGGCCGCCGCCUGCUACGUGUUCCUGUUCCUCGCCUCUAAAACGUACCUGGACAUCGAGCAUGGCCUUCAGCUGCAUGGAGCCUUCUGGUUCUACAGUGGGGUCAGCUUCUUUGGGUUUCUGUUCCUGUAUUUCCGCCUUGUGGAGACGGAGGGCAAGACAUUGGAAGAGAUCGAGCAUCACUUUACGCGAGGGCGAAGCGCCAGGGGAAACAAAUAA
Molecule: messenger RNA, 3585 nt
Organism: Cryptotermes secundus
Lineage: Eukaryota; Metazoa; Arthropoda; Insecta; Blattodea; Kalotermitidae
Exons: 17
Coding region: 178-3585 (1135 amino acids)
Biological process (GO): transmembrane transport
Cellular component (GO): membrane
Molecular function (GO): transmembrane transporter activity
Source: RefSeq, a predicted model, not a curated record